This is a messenger RNA of Cricetulus griseus (Chinese hamster), 1263 nucleotides long. NCBI's taxonomy places the organism in Eukaryota, Metazoa, Chordata, Mammalia, Rodentia, Cricetidae. The record is from RefSeq and is a predicted model, not a curated record.
CCAGAAGAAAAUGUUACAAGGAAAUAUUUCCAGAGUGACUGAAUUCAUUCUUGCUGGGUUAACAGAAAAACCAGAGUUCCAGCUGCCCCUCUUCGUCCUCUUUUUAGGAAUCUAUGUGGUCACAGUUGUGGGAAAUCUGGGUAUGAUCACCCUGAUACAAUUCAGUUCUCACUUACACACGCCCAUGUAUGUCUUCCUCAGCAGUCUGUCCUUCAUUGACUUCUGCCAUUCCACUGUCAUUACCCCCAAAAUGCUGGUGAACUUUGUGACACAGAAGAACAUCAUCUCCUAUCCUGAAUGCAUGACUCAGCUCUACUGUUUCCUUGUUUUUGGUAUUGCAGAGUGUCACAUGUUGGCAGCAAUGGCAUAUGACCGUUAUGUUGCCAUCUGUAACCCAUUGCUUUACAAUGCUAUGAUGUCCUACCAAGUCUGUUUCUGGAUGAUAUUUGGGGUAUAUUGUAUGGCUUUUAUUGGUGCCACAACUCACACAGUCUGCAUGCUAAGAGUACAUUUCUGUAAAUUGGAUGUAAUAAACCAUUACUUCUGUGAUCUUUUUCCACUAUUGGAGCUCUCUUGUUCUGACACUUUUAUUAAUGAAGUAGUAGUUCUGUGUUUCAGUGUUUUUAACAUCUUUGUUCCAACUCUGACUAUCCUAAGCUCUUACAUCUUUAUCAUUGCUAGCAUCCUUCAGAUUAAAUCCACUGAAGGCAGGUCCAAAGCCUUUGGCACCUGCAGUUCACACAUAUCAGCUGUUGCUAUCUUCUUUGGUUCCCUUGCAUUCAUGUACCUACAACCAUCGUCAGUCAACUCCAUGGACCAAGGGAAAGUGUCUUCUGUAUUUUAUACAAUUGUUGUACCUAUGAUGAACCCCUUGAUCUACAGUGUGAGGAAUAAAGAUGUCAAAGUUGCUCUAAAUAAGUUCCUUGAAAGAAAAUGUUUCUUAUGAAAAGACUAAUUUUUCUUUACUAGAAUUCAUGUUUGUAGGGUUGUCAAAGACUCCCAUAUGGACACAUGUUGUGAGAUUAUGCUAGCACUGUUUAUUUUUAAGGUUGCACAAAGGGAAGGACUGGUUUUCACCAAUAGGACAUACAAAAGACAUUAUCUGUCUGCAAUAGAGAAAAACAAUCUGUUCAUCAUAACAUGUAUCUCACUAAGCAGUUUAUCAAACCUUUUAAAGCCUUCUUGUGUAUGAUUAUGUUUUGUGUAUGUUAUAACAAUUCCCUUUUGUGCAAGGCAUAUUUAUCUUAUAGCAGGUAAUAAAUA